This is a messenger RNA of Suillus clintonianus, 2617 nucleotides long. Its product is annotated as P-loop containing nucleoside triphosphate hydrolase protein. Lineage: Eukaryota; Fungi; Basidiomycota; Agaricomycetes; Boletales; Suillaceae. The record is from RefSeq and is a predicted model, not a curated record. Bases 250 to 2484 code for a protein of 744 amino acids. The transcript is spliced from 22 exons. Gene Ontology annotation, molecular function: ATP hydrolysis activity; ATP binding.
AUCUAUGAUUGGUCAGAUAUCAUACCGCCCUCCACGGAGCGCUUGCAAAGUGCACAGCCUCCAAGCCUGGAAUAACAUCUGGGACUUCUAGUGUCAAGGGUUGAUCAAUAACCAUGGCUCGGGCGUAUCUGAGCCUCGUGUAAGAGAUAACGACUAUAAAACGGCGAUCAGAACACCUCCUGCCUGUCCUCAUCCUUUCACCCCCAUUUGUGCUUUGUCAUAGGAAGCUUAUCUGUAACAGCAGCAAGGAUGCAACCAAAUGAACCAGUAGUCCCUGGGGCAUUAGCUGAGAAUGUCCCUGAGUACCCGCUCCUUGAAAAAACGGAGGAAGCUGGACACCACUACAAGAGACGUUGGCAGAUAUGGGCUCCAGCUAAGGCGGGCAAUCCAACACGGCAACCUCUCGCGAACCGAUGGAGUGAUCCAGAGCAAGAAUGGGGUGCUCCACCCGUGCAAUAUGAUUGGCAACCAUACGACCCAUCAUCUAUUCAGCCUGCAGCACCUCGCGAGGACACCGACAAUUACUUUUACCUCAACGUCCGUUACUACCGGGAGUUUUUCAGUCAUUUCAGCGCUACCUUAAUUGACUUCCUGCGCAUGGCUAUUGGUGGCGAAUUUUUCAACUCAAAUCCGGACUCGCCUCUCACUCACUUUGUAUUCAAACUCGAUGAGCUCAAGGCCCACCUUUCGGACGCACGUUCAGCCGUGUCUAACCUUUCCGGGGAGGAGUUGAAGACAAAAGCACACGAUCUUGGCCGCUUAGACUCGCUGACCUUGCAGAAAACCGAGCAAGAUGCCCGGCAGUACCUCGAGGAUCUCGUUGAACACUUGGGCGUUCUCAUACCUCUGGUUGAGAGUGAGUUCGAACCCAUAUCCAAGCGCCUAGAACUAGAGCUAUCUUACGGCCACAUUUCAUUUGAUCUCCUCAUGUACUACUUCAAGAAAGGAGAGAAAUACUAUCACGAGUUUCGGGGCGACAAGAUGGCCUUUGUACUAGCUGACACGAGCAAGGACUCAUCUUUUGGGCAAGCAUGUUUUUGCCGGUAUUUUUGUUCAUGUUUUGAAACGACUGCAACUCUCAGUACCCUUACUAUCGAAGGCCAUGGUAUGAUGUGGAAUGGCAUAGGUCACGUCUGGGAAAACAGAUUUGUUGACAUUUCUCGUUACCCCGGGACAAAGGCAUUAUCUGAUCUUCAGUGCAAAAUAAUGCAAGAUGACGUAUACAAUGAGCUGACUGAGCGCGGAAAAUUGUAUGCUGCUGUCUCAGGCGUUCAUUUCAAGUCAUAUAAUGGCCGCCGCGUGAUUAUCGACGAAAAUGGCUAUUGUGACAGAGAUCCAGAGUCUCCACGUGGUUAUGAUGAUAUUUCUCCGUACUCACAUAGAUGCCGCGUGUCACCUCCACCUAUUUACGACGGGGCACAUACUCCUCGUCCUGGUUCCCCUAACGCCGGCGACAAUUUACAGGGAGGACAGCAGGAAUCUCUGUAUGUUCUCACCAACGCUUGUGAAUGUUAUGCUCAUAAUGACAUUAGAGGGUUCCCGGAAGACCAACUGUACCUCUUACCAGUGAAAGUACAUGGAUUCGAUGUCCGUCGCAAGUCUUGGGAGACGAUCGACGUACGUGACCUUGAGGAGAUUCAUUUCGAUGAAAAUGCUUGGGAUCAUCUCGUCCUUAAUAAAGCGACAAAGGCUCUUGUCAAAGGGCUCGUCAAUGUCACAAAGACAACUAAUACCUCUAGGGAGUUGUUUUCUGAUGUCAUUACUGGGAAAGGUGGAGGACUGAUUGCGCUCCUACAUGGUCCGCCUGGGACAGGAAAAACUCUGACCGCGGAGGCUGUGGCCGAACACCUGAAACGACCACUCUACGUUCUCAGUUCACUUGAGCUUUCAACUACACCCGCUACUUUGGAGAAAAAGCUGGGUGAUAUUCUGAAGCUCGCAACGACAUGGGAUGCAGUCGUCCUCAUUGACGAAGCCGAUGUGUUUCUGGAGCAAAGAAGUCUUCACGAGUUGGAACGGAAUGCUCUCGUUUCUGUCGCUCUUCGGGUCCUUGAGUACCACCGUGGCGUCCUUUUCUUGACUACCAAUCGUAUCCAGGCCUUUGAUGAAGCCUUCCUAUCGCGGUUCUCCAUUGCCGUGAAGUACCCGGAGCUGGAUGCUGACGCCCGUUUGACCAUCUGGCGAAAGUUCUUUGAGCUUGCUGGGUGCGAAUUGUGGGGCGGCAGUGGACAGCCUGGAGACGGACGGCAGAGCCCGGACGAGUUUGUCAAACUUGAAGGACAAGAGCCGCAGUGCUAUGUUUCGCUCGCUGACCUGAAGGAACUGGCUACGAAGCCUUUCAACGGUCGCACAAUCAAGAAUCUUGUGCGGACCGCGCAAGCGUUGGCCAUGUCAUCGGAUGAGCCGCUUUCCCUUGAACACGUCAAGGUCGUGGUUGAAGCGCAAGAGAAAUUCUUGACUGAGUUUGCUGGAAUCAAGUUAUGACCGGUCUGACCGUCUGUCCUGUUUUGACUGUAAUCUUUGGAUAUCGUGUAACAAGUAGUCGCGUCGUUUUGCAGAUCGAAAUGCUUGAUGUUGUGUUACUGCUUAUGAUGAGAUAUAUGUGGCGGAUGCGUUC